UUUUGUUAAGAUAUCUGCUUUAUUACCCCCUAUUGCUACUACUAGAUGCCUAUUCUUUGGCUUUUUCUCUGUUUCCUAAUUAUUCCUCUUAGCUUAGUUCAGUCCUAAUAUUGUAGAAGAGGAAUAAACUCUAAUCUUGAAAUUACCACUACUAAUUACUCCAGAUAUAUCUCCAUGGCAUGCAUUGACAAAGGAUUAGAAGUCCUCAGAAGAAAAAUUAAGAGUUGUUUCAAAAGGAAAAAAGGAAUCGAAAACAGAGACAACAGCAUAGCAGAAAGAUGGGAAAUUUUGAGUGGCAACAACAAUUGGGAAGGCUUACUUGACCCUUUGGAUUAUGAUCUUCGAAGAUACCUUAUUCACUAUGGCCAAAUGCCUCAAGCUAUCUGUGAUUCAUUCAACAGUGAAACAGCUUCAAAGAAUUUAGGUACAAAUCGUUACUCAAAAAAGAACUUAUUCACAAAAGUGGGACUAGACAAAGACAACCCUCACAAAUAUGAAGUGACCAAAUAUUUCUAUGGAGCUUCAGAUGUAGCUGAAAAGAUUAAAGUAUCAAAUUGGAUUGGAUUUGUUGCUGUUGCUACUGAUGAAGGUAAAGUUGCGUUAGGGAGAAGAGAUAUUUUAAUUGCUUGGAGAGGGACUAUGUGUCCUGCAGAAAUGAAUGAUGACAGUGAUUGGGUUUUGGUCAAACCUACAAAGAUCUUUGGAGAAAAUAAGGAUAACAUUCUUGUUCACAGAGGUUUUUAUUCAGUUUAUACUUCUCUUAAUGAGGCAUCAAAAUUCAAUCGAACAACUAGUGCUAGAGAUCAGGUUCUUGAAGAAGUUAAACGGUUGGUGGAGCAAUACAAGAGGGAAAAAGUUAGCAUUACUCUAAGUGGGCACAGUUUGGGUUCAUCAUUGGCCACAUUAUGCGCCGUUGACAUAGUUGUCAACCAAAUCAAUAAGGAGUUUCCAGUGACUGCAUUUGUAUUUGCUAGCCCUCGAGUUGGAGAAGAGAAUUUCAAGAAAGCUUAUGAAAAAUUGAAAAAUCUUCAAAUAUUGCGCGUUAGCAAUGCCCCUGAUCCAGUUCCGAACAUGCCAGAUCGUGGACAGGUCGAAGGUUCUCCAACAGAAUGGAGAGUGUAUGAACAUGUUGGCUUUGAACUUCCAAUUGAUACUACAAAGUCAAAGUACUUGAAGAAAGACAUAAAUGGUCAUAUUCUGGAGGUUUAUUUGCAUGGAAUUGCUGGAACACAUGGACCAAAAGGAGAGUUCAAGUUGGAAAUAAAGCGGGAUAUUGCUCUUGUGAAUAAGGAAGCGCCCUUAUUGAAGGAAGAAUUUGGUGUACCAGUAGCGUGGUGGAUCGUGAAAAACAAAGGAAUGGUUCAACAAGAAGAUGGAUCUUGGACUCUCGAUGAUCGUGAGGAUGACAGUGAUUUUUCACAGUAAAUGUUUCUUUUUUCAAAAACAUUUUUGAGAAACUAUAUAUUCGGAAUGAUCUGGUCAAUGAGAUCCGCUUUUCUGUAGUAUUGGGCGUUGUAAUGCGGUAUAUGAUAAGUGUGAUAUGAUGACUUCUAAUU
Messenger RNA from Lycium barbarum (goji berry), 1556 nucleotides. RefSeq names its product phospholipase A1-IIgamma-like. The record is from RefSeq and is a predicted model, not a curated record. The coding region runs from base 175 to 1425 and encodes 416 amino acids. Lineage: Eukaryota; Viridiplantae; Streptophyta; Magnoliopsida; Solanales; Solanaceae. Gene Ontology annotation, molecular function: glycerophospholipid phospholipase A1 activity. The transcript has 2 exons. Gene Ontology annotation, biological process: lipid metabolic process.